UCAGUAAGUAAGAGCAAACUUGAGCAAAUCACGACCAACAAUGCCUCAGAAAAACAAAGUGCCUGUUUUACAAGAGCUUGCACUGGUUUCCAUUGGCAAAUACAUAGCUCUCAUAGGUAGUAAAAUGAUAGGCCCGGUGUGCGAGAUUUCCCAAAAGAACCCAGCUCGCGCAGUGAAGCUUCUUCGCUCCCUAGUCCAGACUCUGAAACACAACUUGAGCUCGAAUGUGCCCUGGCAUUUGUACACUCCGAUGUCUACCAAGAUUCUCCAGUCAAUAAUGGUCCUGUUGAACGAGACCAAGAACACGUACAACGAUUACCAGCCAAUGAACCUUUUCCUCUCGGAGAUUAACGUGAUAGUGUCGCUGAUUGAGGUGGUGAUGCACCCGAAUCUCAGAGCGAUUGAGUUUACAAGGUGGCCUAAGAUAAUGAGACACAUGCUCUACAGUAACUUACACAAUUUACGUGGCCUAGAAGUUCUGGACCUCGGGUCUGGCUCAGCUGGAUGGCGGACCUCGGACAUUGAAAAGUUGAUUAUUAAUGGCGUCAGUGCGAUGCCUAAUUUGACUGCCCUGACGCUUUGCUUUGAUUGCACUGAUAAUAUUAUCACAGCUUUGGGGAAUAAUUGCCAAAAAUUGAGGUGUCUUGAUGUCACUUCCUCUAGGUCCGUGACAGAUCGCAGUAUUCCUGCCCUUCUCAAGUGCCACCAACUGAGAGACAUAAAACUAUUCCGUACGUCAAUUACAGUGACAGGAUACGCAGAUCUUCUGCUAGGACUCCGCUGGUUGGAGAAUAUCGGGAGGUGUGACGACAUAGGCGACAUUUUAGAGAUAAUAUACGAACGAGAGAGCAAUAACAAGUGCUUAUACUUGAAAUCUUUCGAGAGCCGUAGCAUGAUAACGGGUUAUUUGUAUUUACUGAUCACAGUCUGUCCAUUUAUAACAAGUUUGUCAAUAAUGUGCAACGACGAGAUGGACAAUUUGUCAAUUCUGUCGGUACUAGAGUGCCUGACGGAGCUUAAAUUAAUGUCCUGCAAUUUUUAUGCCGACGGAGUCGGCGUUUUACUGGAAAUGACCCAGUCAAGGAUUGAGAGUCUCCACCUGGAGCAUGUAGACGAGAUUGAUAGAACCGCUCUAGUCUGCAUCAGCCAGUACUGUCCCAGGUUGAAAAACUUGACGUUCUACAACUGCGAUUUCAUUGAUCCGGUAAUUAACGCCGGGAUUAGGUACGAUAAUUUAAAAGUCAGACCUUUCAAGUGUCUAGAGAGGAUCAAGUGCGUAGCAGACUGCGCAAAAUCUCACCUGGAGUUCUUGCUGUCUCAUUGCACGGACAUCAAGUUCAUCCAGUUGGGAUCUUCGACGGGAAUCGAUGACACAGCGAUGAAAAAAGUUUUUGCGCUCAACAGAAUGAGCAAACUGGAAGAACUGAAGAUUCUGUACAGCAGCGACUUGUCGAUGAGAACUGUCAGGCUGCUGAUAAAGAAUUGUGAUAAUUUAAGAAGACUGUCCGAGCUGGAGAGCUGGCAUGGGAUUACGGAAGAGGAGCUGGUUAAUUUUAGAAAUGAACUUAAAAUUCAAAAUGUUAAUUGUGAUACAAGUCCUACUUUAUCUUUUGCUUAGUUUUUUUUUAUUUUGGCAAAAUAUAAAAAAAAAUUCGUACUAAGGUAAAGUAUCCAGUAGUUGAACAGGUUUUGAAGUAAAACUUAUUUGACCCUACUUUUAAUGGCGACUUCUCGGUGCGUGGCAAAUUUGAAA
This is a messenger RNA of Cotesia glomerata, 1753 nucleotides long. RefSeq lists its product as uncharacterized. Bases 41 to 1618 code for a protein of 525 amino acids. Gene Ontology annotation, cellular component: SCF ubiquitin ligase complex. The transcript is spliced from 2 exons. Gene Ontology annotation, biological process: SCF-dependent proteasomal ubiquitin-dependent protein catabolic process. The record is from RefSeq and is a predicted model, not a curated record. NCBI's taxonomy places the organism in Eukaryota, Metazoa, Arthropoda, Insecta, Hymenoptera, Braconidae.